CUCCACCAUCCACGGCACCGUGGAUUUCAUCUUCGGCCGGGCCGCCGCCGUUUUCCAAUUCUGCGAAAUCCUCCCUCGCCGCCCCCUCCCCAAUCAGAUCAACACCAUCACCGCUCAAGGCAAAGAUUGCCCUUCCAUCCGAAGCGGAUUCUCCAUCCAUCUCUCCUGGAUUCUACCCGGUAAGGAUCUCAUAGACAAAACAGAUUUCUUUUAUACUUAUCUCGGCCGGCCGUGGAAGAAUUACUCGACUACGGUUUUUAUGCAAUGUUAUAUGGAUGGGUUCGUGAGGCCGGAAGGAUGGGUUGAAUGGGGCGAGGAGGCGGCGCCGGCGACUGUUUAUUAUGGAGAGUUUGAGAAUUAUGGUGGCGGGGCGGGGACCGAUGGGAGAGUGAAAUGGGAAGGGUAUAGGAGGAUGGGGAAGAAGGAAGCUGAGAGGUUUACUGUGGGUGAGUUCAUAGGAGGAGAUGAAUGGAUUUGGAACCAUUCAGUUCCAUAUAGGUCUGGCUUGCUAGAUUCAGAUAGUAUUGGAAGGGAAUGAUUAGUGGCAUUUUGUAUAUAGAUGGUAUUGGUAAUUGAAGUAUAAUGUAGUGCAAGGUUGCUUCAGACCAAGUAAAUUAUUAUGAAGUUUCUUAUCAGAAAGAAAGAUGGUGGUUUUAGUAUGAUCAUUUGUGUUUUAUUUAGUUGUGAAUUCUUUGCAAGUGGGAGAGCUUCUGACAGAAUGUCUUCAACUUGUUUUUAAGUCUUAGUUUGUGACGGCUUUCUUACUGCUUCUUAAAGCAGUUUUUUAGUAUAAAAAAUUUAAUUUUUACCCAUGAAUCUUGUAGAAAGAAAUGAUAUUUGAUUGCAAUGUGUCUGGUCCUGCCAUGAAAACAUGAAUCUUGUGCCAUUUCAAUUGCUAGUUUCAUCGUUUAAUACUGCCAGUAGAUCUGGCGGUCAACUGAAUGCCGAGAAUAAUGCUGGAAAUAUCACAUGUAUUCAGUGAAUUUCUUGUAGUGGUAGCCACCACCACGAAUCACUGAACCAACAUCACUGGCCACCAUCACAAUCAUCAUUGCCUCAUUGGCCACCAUUGAUAAAUUUUUUCAAAGAU
Dendrobium catenatum is the source of this 1090-nucleotide messenger RNA. RefSeq names its product putative pectinesterase/pectinesterase inhibitor 24. The transcript has a single exon. Gene Ontology annotation, molecular function: pectinesterase inhibitor activity; pectinesterase activity. The record is from RefSeq and is a predicted model, not a curated record. Gene Ontology annotation, biological process: cell wall modification. Lineage: Eukaryota; Viridiplantae; Streptophyta; Magnoliopsida; Asparagales; Orchidaceae. The coding region runs from base 260 to 538 and encodes 92 amino acids.